AACGGUCACACUGUUUGGUUGAGAACUUUGGUGAAAACGCAGCGGAUUACGACCAGCGCAGCUAAAUGCCUAAUCGCGAAAUUGUUUACAAAAGUUUUGUUUUUUACCCGUUCAUGUGAACGUGAAUGUGGAUAUGAAUGUGGAUGUGAAUGUGAAUGUACAUACAUACAUAUAUGUGUCUCUGUGUUCGUGAGCGUGUUAAAUAAAAUUCUUAACCAGAAAUCCAAAAAUUGCGAUUCUGCAAUCGUUUUAACAACACAACCAAUUUUUAUUGAUUAAUAAACACAAAAAGAUUCCCAAAGAAGGCGGCAUAUCAAUGUCGUACAAAAGAAAAUAUUUUGCAUAGCGCAUAGAGAUAAAUCCAUCGAGACUCAGCAGGAGCAGCGAGAUCCCAAGCAAAAAUCCAAAGAUAUAAACGCAAAAUAACCAAAUGGCCACGAACUGCGACUUCAUCGAGGAGCAAGUGAAGCAGCAGCCGUUGGCCAAUGCAGCAGUAAUGGGCGUCCAGGAGGAUAAGGGCCAGGAUGCCAAGGAGAAACCCGAGCAGCCGGAGAAGCCGCCACCUGCCAAUCCCUAUCAGCCAUUCGAGGAUAGUUUUGAGUGUGCCUUCGAGUCCACCAUGGAUGACCUUGAGCAGGGUGUCCUGGAUGGUUAUGAAACCGACUCGGAGGCAAGUGCCAAUGAACAGGUCACGGAUUCCGCUUCAUCCGGCAGCCUGGGACAAGUCGUGCAGCAGCGAGAGGAGCGGAUGAGGGGCUUGCCAGGUGCUCUACAUGGCCAGCACAUCAACUCCGAGAUGCUCAGCUGCAUACCGCGAUCGAACUCUUUUGACUUUCACAGCAGCAGUGGCAGCAGCAGCGAUGAUGAGGAUGAUCCGGAUGACGAUGAUGAUGACAAUGAGGGGGAUGAAGUGCACCACAGUCUGGGACUGAGUCUCAGUGGGAAAUUUGCUAAGGUUGAUCUCUAUUCGGGUCACCAAAGGAAUUUUCAUUUGCUACCUCCCUACAUUGAACGUCGUCGUUUGUCGCAGUGUAAAGAGGAGGACGACGAGGACGAGGGUGAUAAGACCCAGUUGGGCGGAGGAUCAUCUCAAGGAGAAGUAACUAAAUCCGAGAGAGCUUCCAAGGCACCACCACGACCUCCAACGCCGCAGGAUGAGGCGUCCAAGGAGAAGUUUAAGGACCUGGAGAGGCUGAGGCAGCAGUUUAUGCACAAGAUCGAUAGGAUUAAUACGCGGAAUAUUGAGGAGAGUGAGGCGCCACCGCCGCCACCUCCUCCGCCGCCACCCAUACCAGCCACGAUUCUACCAAAGGCCCUGAAGGCGUUACUUCACACCCAGGAACCACCAUCGCCUCCACCUCCAGUUAAUCCACCAAAUCCUGCUCCGGUCACCAGCUUGGAUUUAGCCAAGGAAACCCCAGUUCCAGUGGUGCAGGAACCGGUAUCACCUCUUCCCUUGCCCACGGAACCGCCACUAAUUAUCAAGGGCAAGUUUAAGGUGUCCCUAGCCCAGGAGACGCCUGAACUGCGAGUUGAGGCCAAGGAAUUGAGCAAACUGAAGGCCAGCUCCAAUGCCCACACCAUCAGCUUUCCCUCCAGUUUCGGGGGCUAUUCCUCCGUGCAGGGUUUAUUCUCCCAGCGAUAUGGCUCCAAUCGGUUUCCCGUUGCCGCACCGCAUCUGUCCAAACAGUUCUUCGAGCCAUCGCUGGUGGAGAUUCGCACACCGGCCCAAAGCAACGUGGCCCUGAAUACAACUGGCCUGGGCAAUAGCAAUCACCAAAGCCUCACUUGUGAUACAAAUAGUUUAGCCAACAAACCGCGAACGCCCAGCGAACGGGAGCUGGACGAUAUCUGGAUAAAGCGGCAGGAUGGAGCAGCGCCUUCGCUGGCUCCUCCUUCAUUAUUGCAACAGCAACAACAGCAGCAGCAGCAGAGGCCUGUCUCCUUGGGCGGUGCAUCGACCAUGCCUCGUUUGCUGAGGAGCGAAAGUGGUGCCUCCAACACGAGUCCCUCUCGCCAGCUGACCAACUCGGGAUCUGUUUCGGUUUCUGUGUCGGAUGAUGAGCAAGAUGGCAGCCUCGGUGGAACCGGACGGAUACCAGGAUCCCGACCUUCCAGUGCCCCCGCAGAGCCAAAUGCCAAGGCGGCGAAGAAGGCCUACAAAAAGAUGGAGAAGGAGCAGCGACGCCAAGAGAAGGAGCAGUCGCGGCGGGAAAAGGAGGCCCGCAAGCUGGAGCGCGAAACGGCGCGACGGAUUGAACGCGAGGCAGCCAAGCUGGAGAAGAUUAACCGACACAGCGAGAAGAUCUCACGCAGCACAGAACGGAUGGCUAUGGCAGGCGUUGGAUCAAGAUCCGGUUCACUGGAACGGCGGAGAAGUGGUGAAGAUUCACCCGUGCUCAAUCAGUCCACGGUGCAUGGCAUAGCGUCUCCCAAUAGAAGGCCCACUAUCUUCGAUGUGUUCCGACCCAGAGCGAAAUCCGAUGCCAAGCGGCAGAAGGAGAAGCACCUGUUGGAUCCCUCUUCCGCAGACAGCAGUGCCACCAGCAGUACGUACUCCGUUUCCGGAGGUACGGCUCCCGCCUCAAGAGCUGAGGCAGCUGGAGCAGCUGCGACGUCGGGUGGAGCGGGAGGAGCCGGUGGCCUUAUGAACUCUAUGAAGGUGGCAAUGCAGAACUUUAGCCAUCGUCAGCAUCCCGCCGUGACGAUAACGAGCGCGGAUGGCACACAAUCCACCGCGAAGAGCAAGUACAAAGACGGCAGUGCACAUCCGCAUCAAGGUAGCGACGCGCAGUAUUACCACACGGUGACGGCGGUGCGUCCAAACUCUUCCCAGCGGUCGCCAAUGACCAAGGUUAUGGAUCUGUUCCGGCAUCGAUCCAGUUCGGUUGUCAGCGAAGCCGACAAACGCAAAGCGCGUGCGGCGGCGCAUCAACAACAGUUGGCUGUACAAAGUGCUCAUAUGCGACGUGCCUCAGCGGAUUUGGAGAAACGCCGUGCUUCACUUGGCGCCGCCGGUCGAGGGCUGCGAGGGGAUGGUACUUUGGAUCCGCACCAUGCAGCCAUCCUUUUCAGAGACUCCAGAGGGUUGCCUGUCGCUGAUCCGUUCCUAGAGAAAGUAAAUCUAUCUGACCUGGAGGAGGACGACUCACAGAUCUUCGUGAAGUUCUUUCGUUUUCACAAGUGCUAUGAUCUAAUACCCACCUCCGCCAAGUUGGUCGUCUUCGACACACAGCUUCUUGUAAAGAAGGCCUUCUACGCCCUCGUCUACAACGGGGUGCGAGCGGCACCGCUCUGGGACUCGGAGAAACAGCAGUUCGUUGGCAUGUUGACCAUCACGGACUUUAUCAAGAUCCUGCAAAUGUAUUACAAAUCGCCAAAUGCGUCCAUGGAGCAGCUGGAAGAGCACAAACUGGACACGUGGCGAAGUGUGCUGCACAACCAGGUGAUGCCGUUGGUCAGCAUCGGACCGGAUGCCUCCCUUUACGAUGCCAUCAAAAUUCUCAUCCACAGCCGCAUACAUCGCCUGCCCGUCAUUGAUCCGGCGACCGGCAAUGUCCUGUACAUCCUGACACACAAACGCAUACUGAGGUUCCUCUUCCUAUAUAUUAAUGAAUUACCAAAGCCCGCGUACAUGCAAAGGAGUUUGCGCGAACUGAAGAUUGGCACCUACAAUAACAUCGAGACCGCCGACGAGACGACAAGCAUAAUCACGGCGCUCAAGAAGUUUGUGGAGAGACGCGUCUCAGCGCUGCCACUGGUGGAUGGCGAGGGACGACUCGUCGACAUCUAUGCAAAGUUUGAUGUGAUUAAUCUCGCUGCUGAGAAAACCUACAACGAUCUCGAUGUGUCGCUACGCAAGGCUAACGAGCACCGAAACGAGUGGUUCGAGGGCGUGCAGAAGUGCAACUUGGACGAGUCGCUGUACACGAUUAUGGAGCGCAUCGUUCGCGCCGAAGUGCAUCGACUGGUGGUAGUCGACGAGCACCACAAAGUGAUCGGCAUCAUCUCGCUGUCGGACAUCCUGCUUUACCUGGUACUGAGACCAAGCGGUGAAGGUGUUGGCGGUUCAGAAAGCUCACUGCGGGCCUCCGAUCCUGUCCUGCUACGCAAAGUGGCCGAGGUCGAGAUACCAGCGGCUGCCACGACGACAACGCCCCCGCCUCGCAGUCCAUCGGCCGGAUCCGGCAAUCGCAGCCUGAUCGAAGACAUACCCGAGGAGGAGCCGGCGCCGACGAGGAGCGAUGAUGCCGAUAGUGAUAAUAAUAAGUCCGCCAGUGAGGAUAAGGCCAACAACAACCAGCACGAUCAGACGACGACGACGACGGCGGUGGCGGCGACAGCUAAUGGUGAUAGCAGUAACAGUCCCGCGGAAGUGUCCUUCGCCGAUGAGGCGCACGAAGAAGAAAACGCCGACCAGGUCGAGCGCAGCAAUUGUGAUGAUGAUGACCAGGCAGCGCUGGCGGAGAUUGAGCGCAAAAAGGCAUCGAUGGACGACGAGGAAGACGAUGGUCUGAGCAGCGCCGUGUCCGCCGCCUCCGCAUUGGGCCAGUCACUGACGCCCGCGGCGCGAGAAAUGGCGUUGGUUAGUGAAUAAACCCAAACCCUUAAUUUAAACACAAGCUUAAGAGAUACAGCUGCUACAAGAGAAACAAAAACAGAAACAGAAAAAGAAUCAAUUGCUAAACAAGAAGAUCUAAGAACCCAAAACACAACAAUAAUGAUAAAUGCAGAGAAAAUUAUAUUUGAAUAUUAAUAGUUGUUAAGGAUAUAUUAUUACAAUUAUGAAAUAUUAUGUAUUUUACAACAACCAACUAAAAGCAAAACAAAAACAAAAAGCUGUUAACAAGAUGUUUAUAUAUACACACAAGAAACGAAAACAAAACAACAAAUUACAUUAGAAUGUCUUUAAAUUUUAAACGAUGUAAUUGAUUAUUAUAUGAUAGUACAGUACAAGUCAAA
Messenger RNA from Drosophila eugracilis, 4962 nucleotides. RefSeq lists its product as uncharacterized. The record is from RefSeq and is a predicted model, not a curated record. Lineage: Eukaryota; Metazoa; Arthropoda; Insecta; Diptera; Drosophilidae.